Messenger RNA from Saccharomyces mikatae IFO 1815, 2622 nucleotides. RefSeq names its product Env11p (gene ENV11). Gene Ontology annotation, molecular function: DNA binding. Bases 1 to 2622 code for a protein of 873 amino acids. The transcript has a single exon. NCBI's taxonomy places the organism in Eukaryota, Fungi, Ascomycota, Saccharomycetes, Saccharomycetales, Saccharomycetaceae. The record is from RefSeq and is a predicted model, not a curated record.
AUGAACACUGCUUUGCAUGAUUUACACGGGGAUUUGGCGACUUUAGAAGAUAAUAACAUCAUAGACACUUCUAAUCAUUCAAUACACUCAUCCUCGGAAUUUACUAGUCAUGAGGAAGACGAGGAUGAAGACGAGGAUGAGGAAGACGAGGAUGAAGAAGAUAUUACUGAAGACGUGGAACUUAUAGAAAAAAAUAGCAACAAAAAUAUACUAAGAAGAAUUCAUCCCGAAGACGAAAUCGUGAAUGAUGGUUCAAGUAUAUGGAUACCGAUCCAAAUGCUAAAGAAAAAUAUAGCCAAGUUUUGGUCUCACUUUUUAGCCAUUGAUAAAGAAUUAACGAAAGUUAAAUGUAAACACUGCGGGAAGGUAUUAGCGAGGAGCGACACAACCUUAACGAAAACCUUUAGAUCUCAUUUAAAAUCCAAACAUAAUAUAAGUGCAAAUAAGAAUUUCUAUUCUAUGAAUUUCAAAGUAGGAGACGCUAUCAAGAAUAAUACUUCCCACUUAGGAAAUGCACUCAAACCCAGCUAUGAUUCCUUAACUUACAGUUCAAACUCAAGUUUCAAAAACUAUGAAAUGGGUAAGUCACAAAGCAUUAAUUCUCUUUCUUUUUCACAGUUGAUAGCCAUACUCAUAGCUUCCGAAAAUCUACCACUAAAUUUCUUCGAGAAAGAGUCGUUUAAAUUCUUACUCUCAAAAUUUCAAAGAAUUCCUCCUUUGACCAUUAACAUGAUCAAAGAAUCAAUCGUGGGGUUGUCGAAAUCAAUAGAUGAGCUGAUUAAAAGGUCUCUUUCAAAAAAUGGUACUUAUUUUCCUUUUAGUAUCCAUUUAUCCGAUACUAAGGAGUCUGAUCAACCUGCCUACUUGCAAUAUAUGAAGGACAUUCGGGUACAAUUGUCUGGCUUGGAUUUAGCCUCUCUUGUUUCCGUAAAUUUAACAAGACUUGAUGAAACGAGAUUGUUGUUUUCUUUACAGCUCUUCGAUAAUGUCAAUAAAGUGUCGAAAAUUUUACCAUUAUCUAUCCUUACACGUAAAACAACGGAUAUAGAUACCAGUGUCUGGCAGGAACAGCUUAACGAUUUGUAUUCGAAAUACCCUGGCUUAAAAAAGUCAAUAAUAUCAAUAAAUUUACCGCAAAACCGUUUUGGAAAGGUGCUAGAGAAUGGAAAUAGCAAUAAUUCAACUUCUUAUACUAGGAGUGCAAGGAAGAUAACAUACCAUACUUGCAUUGUAACUGAAUUGCUUCACUGUUUUUUACAACCGUUUUUCAAUGUGUCUACUGAAUCAUUACUUUCUUCCUUUUCUUUGGUCAAAAAAAUUCAUCCACGAGGGUCAUUAUUAGAUUCGUUGACCGAUUUUUCCCAUGUAGAUAUAUCGUCAUCUGUGCUUGGGAAAAUCAGUUGUUUGAUAGAAGAAGUUAAACUAAAUGACUCUUUAAAAUCAGAUUUCCUGCUCUACUGUCAAACAUAUACACAACCUACUUGUGAUGAGCUAACUUCAAUACUUUCCUCCAGUUGCGAUAGUUUUUCAAGUUUAAAAAAUGUCUUGGAAAAAUUUGCAAACUUGGUUCCCUUCUUCAAAUCCAUCAACUCUCAUUUGGAGAAUGAAUCGCUUACUGGAUCUGAUUUUCGGCUUAUAGUUGCGGUAGAAGAGACUUUAAAAACUUUCGAGCAAGCAAUUGAGUAUUUUGCUUCUCCUGCCCCGUUGAAAUUCACUCAUACCCUAGCCUUUAUCAUUAACUUUGAGUUGUAUUUGAAAGAGAUCAUACAAAGUUCUACCUUCACUAAGUUCAAGAAACCGUUUGAAAAAAUACUAUCAAAGAUAUUAAAAGUUAAAGAAUAUUAUAAACUUAAUGAUGUAAACUUGAUUGGUGCAUUCUUAUAUCCGUCAAUAUUCCAAAGUAAAAACUUAUUAAGGAAAAUCUUUGACACUACAUCCAUAAGUAAAAUCGUCAACAAAGUGACUAAAAUUGCAUUAAGAUACCUUCAAAACUUCGUCAACGUAACAAAUUUCCGAUCACAUGGUAAUGAUAAAGACAAUAGCAUCAACUCUGGUGAGAAUCUCCUUUCAGGAUACGAGGCCAUUUUCAUGAAAGAAUCACAGGACAUAGAGCUUUUAUGCAACGUCAUGGUGACUUCACCGCUCUCCGAGGAUCUACUACUCGCCCAGAUCAUUCGAGAGGACCUAUUAAGCUAUAUUAACAGGAUUACGCUCGAGCUACCCAGUGCAUACCAUGAUUACUUAAAUGAUAACGAGAUUAGUUUCGAUGGGUUUCACUUUAUCAAGCAUGAGUUAUCUGAGGAGAGCACCUCCGAUGCUGUGGAAUGGCGUUUAAACCCUAUGGAGGAGACGUUUGAUAUACAUAUUCCAAUCUCAGAUGCAAUCUGGAAUAAUUACGUAAGUGGACAGAACAGAAUUGAAGUAAUCGAUAUGUUAAUACAAUUACUUUCAGUAAAUUCAGCAUCUUCAAUAAGGUCAGAACUCUUUUCCUUACAAAAAACUAACCAUAUAGAUCCCAAAAAUGAACUCUGCGAAGAAAUGAUCAAGAUCAAACUUUUGAAUUCGCAGUUUAAUCUUGAAGAGAUCAAUUUUCACUCUGGGUCAAUUUUUGAUCUGUGCUAA